Messenger RNA from Oncorhynchus mykiss (rainbow trout), 1702 nucleotides. The record is from RefSeq and is a predicted model, not a curated record. NCBI's taxonomy places the organism in Eukaryota, Metazoa, Chordata, Actinopteri, Salmoniformes, Salmonidae.
CUCUUUCAUAAACGGGUCGGUUGCUUAGAAACUAUGGGACAAAACUGGGUUUACAGAAGACGUUCAAUAUGGCGAUUUUAAUUUGAAUCCCAGGGCCAAAAAAGACCGGUAACGUGUGUUUCUUCCGUUUAUACAAGGACAAACACCGAGCGCACAAAUAGUUCCGUGUGCAACAAAAGUAAUCAAGGUAAAACGGCAACACCGAAAUGUUUUUAGGGAAAUAAACCCAAGAUGUGCUGGGAUUUCGAUGCAAACAUUCGUAACUUUUAUUUAAAAAAUAAUUAAUUUCAACUUUUUUACAUGUUGAGCCACAGUGUUCAUUUAAAUGAAAAUGCCCGAGAAGCCGUGUGUUUGCAGGAUAUUGUCACGGCUGUGAGGCCCGAGAAAACCCUUCUUCCUUGUUUGCAAGCUGGCCAAUUUAGUCUCGUCAAACAGAUGAACGGUAUCUACAAUUUGUUUUAAGCUGUUUUCUAGUGACAGUUAUUUGGAUACAUCCAUAACAAUGAGCUAAUGAGGCGCGAUUUCGCCUGGCACAGAACAUGUGCUCUCUGUUCAGAGCAGCUAGCCGACAACACAGCUACAGUAACAGCGAGCUAUGGCCAGCCUGUCCAACUACGCCGUACGUAUGGCGCGUCUCAGUGCACGUAUCUUUGGGGAUGUGGCGCGUCCUACGGACAACAAGUCCAUGAAGGUGGUCCAGCUGUUCAAGGAGCCGCCCAUGGCCCAGAAAAAGGAGGUGUACGACUGGUACCCUCAACACAAGAUCUACUAUGCCCUUACGCAGAAGCUACGAUACAUGGGACUCUUCAGAGAUGAACACGAGGACUUCAAGGAGGAGAUGCGUCGGCUGAGGAAACUGAGAGGCAAGGGGAAACCCAAGAAGGGUGAGGGAAAGAGAGCCACCAAGAAGAAAUGAGCUCUUCCUUUCCCUGUCAUAUAGGACCUGUGGAUAAACCCAGCCUUGCCCUGUCAUAUAGGACCUGUGGAUAAACCCAUCCUUGCCCUGUCAUAUAGGACCUGUGGAUAAACCCAGCCUUGCCCUGUCAUAUAGGACCUGUGGAUAAACCCAUCCUUGCCCUGUCAUAUAGGACCUGUGGAUAAACCCAGCCUUGCCCUGUCAUAUAGGACCUAUGGGGGGAAUCACAACAGUCCUCGUUUGCUUUGGGACACCAGAGGAAUGGCCUCCCUAACUGUGUUCACAACGGUAACAUGUGACCCCCACUCAGGAUGUUCAUAAUGAAUGGAUCCUUGGAACAGCUAAUGAUGUGUGUUGAGAGGAUCCUUUCAUGACCCCAUCACAGGAGAUCCUGUCUGACAAGUGACCAGUCUUUGACCGCUGUGUGUUUGGUACAUAAAGCCUUUCUGUUCAUUGCUUGACGAGAGGUUUCCCUUGUGUCCACGUUGUUAUCAGCUUUCUGUUCUCAUAGUCUCUGUACAGUGAACGGGUGAAGGAGAUCUGGAGGGCAUCAGUACAUAGAACUGUGAUGCUGGUAUGUUCCUAUUGACUGAGACAAUGCUGGUGUUUUACAUCUGUUCUGAGUAACACCAGCUGUCAUGAAUAAAAUCCUGAAAAGAAAUCUGCUGAAAUGUGACUCUCCAGUUUGUGACUGGUUUAUUGCCAUGCAAAUACUGUGUUAUACCAUGUUGUUACUAGGGACUUGGUGUAACUACAGGAAACCCAUUAAAAACCUGAUCUGUUCUC